AUGUCGCUUCAUACAUCGUACCAUAUGGACUCUGAUGCCGAUGACGAGUACGAACGCAGCGUGAUCACGUCCCCUCACCUUGCGACUGACUCCGAGGCUUCUCCUUCCGACUCCGAAUUCCCCUCCGCCGAGCAUACACCCAAAACAUUCGCGAUUCCCGGAGACGAUCCUCGAUCGCCUAGAACCAUCAUCUCAGAAUGGACGGCCGAGGAAUGCGCUAACUGGCUGGCCGCACUGGGCCUCCGUCAGUACUGCGCAACCUUUCUAGAAAACGAAAUCGUUGGAGAAGCACUCAUUGCACUAAAACACGAGGAACUCAAGGAAAUGGGAAUCACCAGUGUGGGCCACCGGCUGACGAUCCUGAAGAGCGUAUAUGAGACCAAAGUCAAGCAGGAGAUCCCACUUGACCCUGAUCACUACAUACCUCUUACGGCGGACCAGAGCAUGAACGAAAAUGCGACCCAGGAGGAUGUUGCUCGUUUAAUCCUAUCUAUCCGGUUACGAGACGAAAAAAUCGUCAGCGUUGAGGCGGAAAUGCGGCGUGUUGCCGAAGAAUAUCGCCGAUUAAGAGAAGAGCUCCUCCCGGUCUUUAAGAUGGCCAAGGACCGAUCACAACCGCUACCCCCUCCAUCGUCCUCCGGCUCCGCACAUGAUGGACACUACGACGGUCAAACUUUGAUCUCGCCUCCUCCCACCACCGCCAGUACCACUUCUACUCUCAUUGAGCGUGCAGCGUCCGGUAUCUCCCGGACGUUCUCCAAACGUUACAAUGGUGGCACAACACCGAAGAACAAUUCACCUACCUAUAUCCCACCAUCCAUCCACGAAGGACGACCGUAUAAUGACGGCAGUAGUCUCGAUCCGUCUGCUGCUGGCAACUCGCACUUGAGUGCCCUCAAUGGCAAGCCACAGUUGUCGCCGGGCAUACCGUCACCGACCUCGCCGGGUGCUCACUAUGGUGCGCACCAGACUCUCGCGUCACGAUCUUACACACAACCGAAUUCAAGCCGCACAAUCCACGAUCAUGCAGAAGAUACCCCGACAAUACAAUCGCGACCUGAUCGUUUAUUGAACCCCACACCGACCCAAACAUUGCGUUCGGACGUGCCCACACGAUCCGACUCCAGAGCCGGUGCUGAUACACCCAGCGUUGAGAUCUUCAAAUCAUUCCGCGUCUCCAUGGAUGACCCGUGCCACAAGGUUCUCCCUGCUGCACUCAAGAAGUACAAUAUCAACGCGGACUGGAAACAAUACGCAUUGUAUAUCGUGUACGGCGAUCAAGAACGAUGUUUGGGACUCGAGGAGAGGCCGCUCAUCCUGUUCAAGCAACUUGAGAAGGAGGGACGUAAACCUAUGUUCAUGUUACGAAAACAGCUGCAUCCAAUUGAAAACACAUAUGCCAGUGGGGGAUCUGCCCCCAACAGCGCCGGAUUCGAGGGCCGACAAGGCCAGAUCAACCUACCUGGCGGCGUGCUGUGA
Molecule: messenger RNA, 1479 nt
Organism: Aspergillus clavatus NRRL 1
Lineage: Eukaryota; Fungi; Ascomycota; Eurotiomycetes; Eurotiales; Aspergillaceae
Product: adaptor protein STE50
Exons: 3
Coding region: 1-1479 (492 amino acids)
Biological process (GO): signal transduction
Molecular function (GO): ionotropic glutamate receptor binding; synaptic receptor adaptor activity
Source: RefSeq, a predicted model, not a curated record